Messenger RNA from Gekko japonicus, 1543 nucleotides. RefSeq names its product zinc finger protein 414-like. The annotation marks the transcript as partial. The record is from RefSeq and is a predicted model, not a curated record. The transcript is spliced from 6 exons. NCBI's taxonomy places the organism in Eukaryota, Metazoa, Chordata, Lepidosauria, Squamata, Gekkonidae.
GUUGUAGCGAUCCGGGGUUGCUUGAAAGUCGGAUCAACCCUGUGCUGAGCGGUGGCAGUGGGAUUCAAACUCAAGACCGGCGGCUGCCAAAGCGCAGGCCUCACCAAGGUAAACUUCAAGGGAAACGCUACCAGUGUUCAGGUGAUGGCUGCCGCAUGGCUUUCCAGAGCAUGAGGGAGCUGCUGGACCACUUGAGUGUUCAUUACCGGCCCCCGCAGUCACUGGAGGGCAAGACCUUCUGCUGCUCCACUCUGGGCUGUGCAGAAACCUUCUCCUGCAUGCAAGAUCUCAUGGAACACACGAAGAUCCACUGCAAGCCAAACCGUUAUUUCAAAUGCGAGAACUGUAUGUCGCGCUUCCAAACGCACCGCUCCCUCUUCAAACACCUGCACGUCUGUUCCGACAACCGCGGCCCUUCGUCAGCCCUGCUGGAGGAGAAGCCUGCCUUUCCUACUACCUCUGGUCCAGAGAAGGAGCCUCCGGGGAACCGGCUGAACCGGCUGCCCAGAUUCCAGAGCGUCAUCCAGCAUGCAAAGAAGGAAGCCGUCCUUCCCAGUGGAACGGAGGCUGCCUCAGCCCUGGAGAGAGACUCGCUGCCAGCAGGACUCCCCAGCCCCUUGGGACCCGUGCCGUCGCCCUCACACCCCUUUUCUCUGUUGGAGGCCCCCCUCUUUGGACCGCCCCCCCCGGCACGCUCCUCUGGGCCGCCGCACUCCCCAGGACCAGGGCCAUUCUUGCCCUAUAUGCACCCCCCACCAUUCCCUUUACCUCCAAAUCGUCUCCGGCCGUACCUUCCCGUCCAAGGCCUUCCCGUCUCCAAUGCUGUGUGGAAAAAAAGCCAAGGGCACUCCUCCAACAGUCGCAUCGUCUGGGAACACACCCGAGGGCGCUACAGAUGCUUGCAGUGCUCCUACUCUGCUCCCUCACGGAAGGAGAUGACCCAGCACCUGGAGGACCACCGCAAGAACGCCCUCCCCACGGGCCGCCUGGAGGGGGAAAUGGACUUUGGGGUCAGCCUCCCCCCCUUCCACUCGAAGAUGCCACCAGAAAUGGACACCUCCCUCUACUCGCCGCUUUGAAGCUUCCACUACGCGGCCCGUGUCUCCUUCUGUUUGUUUCCUGAUUGACCCCGGAAUGGGCUGGAGGGGAUGCUAGACAGCACAUGCAGACUCUGGGCGGGCAGCCGAUAGGCUCUGGGUUGGCUUCUAAAUAGUUCUUUGGGGCAUUUCUCUCCCCCCCCCCUUCUUUUCAAACAUCCCCACAGCCUUGUCUCUGAAUUGGCCACUUUCUGCAUGGCUGCAAUCUUUUUGGAAAGAUCCCCUUCGAUAACCCGCCUCGAGUUUCACUGUGAAAGGUGGGGCUAUAAAUGAAGUCUGCAGACACAGCCAUUUCGGCAUACCACCUGUCCAGGAAGGUCCCACCCCACAUGGACGCCGUGUUCCUUGCUUGCUUUGGCCACGCAGGUCACAGCUGGCUGCUGCACUGGAACGAUCCACUGCCGAGGUCCUGCCCCACUGAAUCUUCAGAUUUCAUUGAAGAAAGG